GGUGAAGACUACCAAAACCUGCGAACUCGUGAACAAACCCUAUCCCCAAAUCCAAACUCCAAUUAAAAAGUCUGAUCUUUUUUCAACAUAAUCGAGAGUCGCCGCUGAAUCUUCCAAGAUUGAUGGCGGGAUUCGCCGCCGAUCCUUCUUUCUCCAGAUCUACAGGUGUUUCGUGCUGAAAACUGAGAGAAAUCAUGGAGCUUUAGUAAAGAAAGCUUUGGCGUUCAUUUGUUAUAUUUUGCGUGGAGUGCAGAUAAUUUUGCUAAUUUUCUCUGCGCAGAGUCAGUAGCUUAAAAGCUUAGAAGAUAUAAUAAGAAAUUUUGGGUAAAUUUUCACAAUGGAGUCACUGUGGAAGCUCACUUAUUUGCUCGAACCUGCGUCCUUAACUCUAAUUGCAACUGCAAUCUUUGUAACCUUUGCUUCGGCCUCCCGGUCCCUACACCAUGGUAAAGAAAUGGAAAGAAACCUAGAUUUUUCAGAAUCUUCAAUCACUUUAGACCGUUCCCAAGCCCUAAUGAUCCCCCUUGCAAGUUCUUGCAGCCUAUUACUCAUGUUUUACCUCUUCUCUUCUGUUUCACACCUCAUCACUGCCUUCACUGCCAUUGCCUCGGGCUCUGCACUCUUCUUUUGCCUUGCCCCUUAUGUUACCUACCUCAAAACCCAGUUCAAUUUGAUGGACCCGUUUGUAUCUCGGUGCUGUUCUAAGUCAUUCACGCGAACCCAAGGAGUUCUGGUUUUGUUUUGCAUUGGGGUUGUUGCUGCUUGGCUUGUUUCGGGGCAUUGGGUAUUGAACAAUGUGCUGGGGAUUUCUAUAUGUAUAGCUUUUGUUAGUCAUGUUAGGCUGCCCAACAUUAAGAUUUGUGCGUUGCUUCUUGUUUGCCUGUUUGUGUAUGAUAUCUUCUGGGUCUUCUUUUCGGAGAGGUUCUUUGGGGCCAAUGUUAUGGUUUCGGUUGCGACACAGAAAGCUUCUAAUCCGGUCCAUACGGUUGCAAAUAGUUUGAGCUUACCUGGGUUGCAGUUGAUUACAAAGAAGUUGGAUAUGCCUGUUAAGCUUGUAUUCCCGAGAAAUUUGUUGGGUGGGAUUGUUCCUGGGAGUAAUGCUGUGGAUGGUCUGAUGCUGGGCCUUGGAGAUAUGGCUAUCCCUGGAAUGCUUCUAGCUUUGGUUCUCUGUUUUGAUCAUCGCAAGAACAGAGAUAUUGGAAGUCCUAUGGACACAUCCUCAAAAGGAUAUAAAUACAUUUGGUAUGCACUUUUUGGAUAUGCAGUUGGACUUGUCUCUGCUUUAGCUGCUGGUAUAUUGUAUCAAUCUGCUCAACCUGCUCUUCUUUAUCUGGUGCCUUCUACUUUGGGACCUGUAAUCUUCCUCUCAUGGCUAAGAAAGGAACUGAAUGAGCUUUGGGAAGGUACAGGACCGUCUUCAAACGAUAAAACCCAUUCAAUGGAGGUUUGAGCUUGAGCUUGAGAUUCCAUGAAAGUGAUAACUACUGCUGGACUAUCUUGUACUCUUAUAUGGUGCCAUGAAGGUGUAACAUUUCAAGCUUAAUGAACUAUUUAUAUACUGCACUAUACAUUAUUUUCCAAAGAGUGGUUUCUGUCUUCAUUUAGUCA
Asparagus officinalis (garden asparagus) is the source of this 1608-nucleotide messenger RNA. RefSeq names its product signal peptide peptidase-like 1. Gene Ontology annotation, biological process: membrane protein proteolysis. Gene Ontology annotation, cellular component: lumenal side of endoplasmic reticulum membrane; Golgi-associated vesicle membrane; cytoplasmic side of endoplasmic reticulum membrane. The record is from RefSeq and is a predicted model, not a curated record. Bases 338 to 1450 code for a protein of 370 amino acids. The transcript is spliced from 4 exons. NCBI's taxonomy places the organism in Eukaryota, Viridiplantae, Streptophyta, Magnoliopsida, Asparagales, Asparagaceae. Gene Ontology annotation, molecular function: aspartic endopeptidase activity, intramembrane cleaving.